AUGCCCGGGAGUGAGAGGGAGUCCAUGCCGUCGCCGUCGUCCGGAGAGCGCGGACGGAGCGGAGAGACGCUGCGCGAGCACUGGGAAUGCCUGCGGGCGUUGGAUAAGCAGUUGGCGAACGCGGCGGCGUCGUUUUCGGACGAUGACGGCGCGUUCACGUACGCGAGCGCGUAUGAAGUGGCGAGGGAGUGGAACGGGGUGGUGUUGGAGGUUAAAGCGCCGAAACCGACGCUGAAAUCUCCCAAUGGGUUGUCCAAGGAGGAGUAUAAGAAGGUCAUCGGCGCGUCGCAGUGGAUUCGAGGCGUCAUCGAAGGGGCGACGAGGAUAUCGUUAUUGAGCAUAGAAGCGAUGCCGGUGCCGGCGGCGUGGCAAGAAUCGUUGCAGGCGAACGCGAAAGAGACGAUAGGGGUGCGUUUGUACAACGAACUGAGCGUGAGUUACGGGUUCGAUCCCGAGGCGUUGGCGGAUCGCGAGUCCUUCUGGGGGAGCGAUUUGACGGAAGAACACGCGGUGAUGAGCGACAUCGACGUCGUAGCGCAAUUAGACGCGCUAGAAAAAGCGGAAGCGGUGUGGAGUGCGAAGUUGAAGGAGCAACAAACGAUCGACUCGUUGGAAACUCUGAAGACUUGGGGACACGGUUCUCGCGCGAAGACGCUCGCUCGACGACUUCGAAACUCGAGCGCGUACCGCAGAGUGCUCUAUGCGAGAUACCCCAACGCCGAGUUCACUUCACUCCAACAGAUGAAACUCGCGAGGAACGACAACGUGGCUUUGGCCGCCUUGGCGUCCUACGCCGGCGGUCUCAUUCGCGUCGCGUCGUCGCUCCGCGAGCGCACGCUCGACGUUCUCGAGGUCCAUCACGCCGCGCUCGGCGAAGCCAAUCCCCAUCGCAAGUCCCCGAAGCCGUUCGGCGUGUUCGACUACAUCUCGUUCACCGCCAGUCGCACGUCUGAGCUCGUCUACGAGCUCGGAAAGUCGCUCGAACGCACCUACGACGGCACCCGCGCCCUCGUCGGCGUCGACGGCCGCGGCUGCUCCGCGCAGCCCACCGCCGCGCUCGCCGACCGCUCUCCCGCCGCGAUUCACUUCGUCUCCGACACCGAUGACUCCGACGACGAUUGACCGCCCGCAUUCGGGCCGUUGUAUUUUAUUCACCGCAUCGCCGCG
Messenger RNA from Ostreococcus lucimarinus CCE9901, 1167 nucleotides. RefSeq lists its product with no specific name. Gene Ontology annotation, molecular function: guanyl-nucleotide exchange factor activity. The record is from RefSeq and is a predicted model, not a curated record. Bases 1 to 1122 code for a protein of 373 amino acids. The transcript has a single exon. Lineage: Eukaryota; Viridiplantae; Chlorophyta; Mamiellophyceae; Mamiellales; Bathycoccaceae.